UAAGGGCGAAAUUUUUGAUAAAUUAAUAAGUUGUUUGGAACAUGGAGUCUCAGCCCCCACAAGUAGAGAAGAGUGAUGUGAAUGAGGAGAAGAAGCUGAUUGAGGAUAAGAAACAAAGAGCCAAGAAAAUAGUCACCCAGGUGUUCUGUCAGCUCACGAAAGGAUGCGGAAGAGAGUUUUGUACUAAUAAAGACUGUGCAUCUAAUAAGAUGAAAUUCAAAGAUAGAAAUCUAACAGAAAAAGAAGCUCUUAAAAUUGCAAUUCAGUUUGUGAAAACCAUGGGCAGUGACUCGAACAAAAUUAAGCUAUGCCCCUCAGCAACGAUACCAAAGACAAUCCAAAUAGAGGAGUUGGCUCAACUUUCUGAAGCAACGAAGGAAGAUUUUGAGAAGAGAUUUCUAGAAGUUUUCUCGUCUCCUUUCACUCUUUCAUUCUCCUUCCUCAAAGAUAGAGAGAUCUACCUGAAGACAGACACACAUAAUAUUGAUUUUGACAAAUUGUCGGAAUUCUACAAGAUAUUUGACGCAAAAUUUGAUGAAGAGGAACGCCUCAAACUUUUUACAACCGCUGGAGAAAACUUUGUUGACUCCUUCAAAAAGGAAUCAAAGGAUAUUGAAGAGCCCUGGAUUUUAAGAAGUUUUCUGAUUAACUUUGAAAACCCUGACUUGAUGUCUCCAAGCUUUGAAUCCAUAAUAGAUCGCAUUGCCUAUAUGCUAGAGUCUCAGCUCAAUAAGAAGAAUAUCGAUUCCCACUUGAAAGAAGUACUUCAAGGAUCUGAUCAGGAGUUCAUCAUGGAAGAGCUCAAAGAAGAUAUGACUGUCCACGAGACCUAUAAAAUUCAGAGCGACAUCUUGGUCUACUGGCUCAGUAAAUUAGACAAAGAGAGGUUCUUAGACCAUAUCAGAAAGUUUCAGAAUAUUUUAUCCAUCAAUAUUUUCAAUGAAAGCUUUAACUCAGAAAAUGUGCUUGAGUUUCUAGAUACAUUGGAGUCUCAAGAAAGUAGAGCAUUUAUCCGCUUAUUAUCCUUGCUGGAUAUUUAUCAUGGCGCUAAUGUGAACAAAGAGCCUGAAGACCAAAUUAACUAUUUAGAAUUCAACAAUGAUGGCUUCAAUAAAGAAAUGUGCCUAGAUGUUGACCUUGGAGGUCAUUAUGAAGUCUGGGUCAGAGCUAUGAAUUUUUGUGACAGAAACGAUGUCCCCUUCAGAAAAUAUGAAGUUACCACUUUUUGUAAUUACCCUUGGCUCCUUGAUACCACAGCGAAGGGAGAAAUAAUGAUGACUGAGGCUAAAAUCUAUAUGCAACAGAUGGCAGAUGAAGAGCUUGCAAAUAUUUUUAUCCAGGGCCUCUCCAGUCAGAAUCCUGGCAUCAACAAUGCUGAUAUGAUCUACCUUCAAUUCAAAGUGAGAAGAGAUUUCAUUAUUGAAGAUACCCUUAACAAUUUGAUCAGAGAAGGAAUUAAUCUCAAGAAGCAACUCAAAGUAGAGUUCGAAGGAGAGCUUGGCCAAGAUGAGGGAGGAGUUCAGAAAGAAUUUUUCCAAAUUUUAGUUAGAGAUCUCUUCAAACCGGAAUACACUAUGUUCAAUUACUUCAAAGAUUCCAAACUUGUAUGGUUCAACGGUGAAACUUUUGAGAGCAACAUUAAGUUCGAACUUAUUGGAGUUUUGAUGGGACUAGCUAUUUACAAUGGAGUUAUCCUCGACAUCCACUUUCCCGUUGCUUGUUACAAGAAAUUGCUGAACAUUGAGCCGACUCUGGAUGACAUUAAGGAGCUAGACCCAAGCACUGGAAAAUCUUUGCAAUAUAUCCUAGACUGUGACUCUCCAACUCUUCAGGAUGAUCUCUACAUGACUUUCAUUUAUGAGUAUGAAGUUUUUGGAGAAAACAAGACCGAAGCACUGAAGGAAAAUGGUGCCAAUAUUUUCGUAUCCCAAGAAAACAAGCAAGAGUAUGUUGAACUUCUGAUUGACUUCAUCUUCAAUAGAUCUAUUGAGAACCAGUUCGAAGCAUUCUCCAGGGGAUUCCAUAAAGCCUGUGGAGGAGAUGCUUUGACUCUAUUUAGACCAGAAGAGCUUCAAAAACUCAUAUGUGGAUCCCAAAAGCUUGAUUUUGAAGCCAUGAUGAAAGAGACUAGAUAUGACGGAUUUGAAGGCGAAGAAGAGGUCCUUAACUGGUUCUGGGACAUCCUUAUUGACGAGCUUAAUGAAGAACAACAGAAAAAGUUCUUGUUCUUCUGUACAGGUUGUGCCAAAGCUCCAGUAUCAGGUCUUGAAAGUAUUGGCUUCAUCAUAGUAAAGAACGGAGAGGAUGAUGAAAAGCUCCCUUGAGCACAGACCUGUUUCAACCUUCUAUUGUUGCCAAAUUAUUCGAAUAAGGAAAGGCUAAAGCAAGCUUUGCUACUCGCCAUAGAAAACUCUGAAGGAUUUGGCAUGAUCUAAACAAUGUUUUAUUUGAUUUAUAAUAUUUCAAUAAGAAAAUGU
This is a messenger RNA of Moneuplotes crassus, 2477 nucleotides long. NCBI's taxonomy places the organism in Eukaryota, Ciliophora, Spirotrichea, Euplotida, Euplotidae. The record is from the annotation of a GenBank genome assembly.